CGACCAUGUAGCUAGCUAGCAACACCUCGCAACGGAGAGAGCUCGCAGGGAUGGCGUGCGAGACGGGCGAAGAGGACGUUGUCUCGGAGUACCUGGGCCAGAACCCGCAGCUGGAGCGGUGGGUCGACACCCUGAGGACCCGCUGCGAGAGCAACAAGCAGUGGGUGGCCCGCAGGGAGUUCGUCCUCCGGAACAUGGAGGCUUUCCCCGCGGUGGAGCCCGGGGUCCCCAGCGGCAGCCUGGACCAGCUGCUCUCCCUGUCCAUGGUCUGGGCCAAUCACGUGUUCCUCGGCUGCAUCUAUCCACUGGCCGUCAUGGACAAGGUCAAGGAGAUGGGCGACGGCAUCGUGGUCAUCGACGUUCCGGUGCACAAAACCACUAAAGAUGGACUCCUGGCCAGAGGAAAGCGGAGCGCCACGGCCGACGGCGACGCCGACGGCGACGCGAAAAGAGCCAGAUGUGGAUCCAACGAGCUCGCCGGCCGCGCGGCUUCGUGGUCGGCCGGUCAGAAGUCGGGCCCUCGGCCCCAGGCGCCGGCGCAGCGCCAGCCCUUCUUCAACCGCCUCUACAAGGCCGUGGCGUGGAAGCUGGUGUCGGCCGGCGGCUUCGGGCCCAACCUCGACCACUUUGAGAUCCUGCGCAGCUGCGUGGAGUCGUGCAAAGAGACGCUGACCAGCGUGUUCGUGCCGCUGAAGGACAUCGCCGGGCUGCCGGCCGGCCGCACGCAGAAGGAGGGCCACGUGUGCGAGAUCCGCUGCCAGACCGUGUACAUGGGCACCGGGUACGGCCGCGACGAGGCCGCCGCCCGCGCCAUGGCGUCCAAAGAGGCGCUGAAGGUCUUCCAGGGGCGCAAAGUGUCGGUGAAGAUCUGCCGGCGGCGGUUCAGAGGGAAAGACGUGGAGGACCUGAUGCUGCUGGACGAGCAGCCGCGCAGCCAGGGCUUCCCCCCCGCCAUCAGCUACCCCUUUGAGGCGGAGCCGCCGGAGGGCGGGGCCUCGGAGGGCGGGGCCUCGUAGGGCGGCGCCGAGCCACCGGAGGAACUCGCGACCGCGUUGUGUGUGUUUUUUUACCCACAAUGCUUUGGUGCUGCAACCAGAAGGAACCCGAGGACGUUCACAACCGCCUUCAGCGUGACGGCGUGUGACAGCGGGCGAAAACAUCGAGAACUGAAAGAAGAAAAGAAAGAGACGGUGGAGGUGAGUUCAUCUCAGAGUACGUACUUUACGUACUUUACGAACUUACGAACUUACGUACUUGGUUUUGAUGAUGUCACUUUGUUUUGACGCCAAAAAAACAAAAGCAGAAUAGUUUUUCUAAUUACUUCCGACUUGUUGACACAAACGUAGUGAAACACGAGGAGCGACGUCACAGACGCUGUUUCCGGUUUUUUUUGGAACCUUUUUUUAAUUUUUCAACUUUAAUAGAAUUUUCUUUUCUUUUUUUGUACCCUUUGAUCUUUUGUUUGGCGCUCUAGGCGUGUUUCCGUCGCGUCGUCGUUUCUGCUAACUAAGUGUUCGUCGUUGAAAAGACAUUUGAUUCAACAUUUACCUACGGUUAAAAACAAAAAGAAAAAAAGUGUUUCUUUAAUCAAAGUAUUCCUUCAAAGAAUCGACCGGUCGGUUUGAGUUGAUCAGUUUAUUUCCUGACGGGAUGCUUCAGGAAGCCGACGGCAGAACCCUUCAUGUCACGGUGAUCAUCACCGAUUAGAAAGAAAGAGCCACAGAGGAAAGACGUGUCACGCCCAGAGAACCCCUCCGCCUGGGCCACGCCCACACGGGUCUCAUGGGGGUGGCGUGCUGCUGCGAUGGUUUCUGAUUUAUUUUUGUUUCUAGUCUCUUCGGGUGGAGGAUCGAGGGUGGAGGCCUGAGGAUCGAGGGUGGAGGAUCGAGGGUGGAGGCCUGAGGGUGGAGGAUCGAGGGUGGAGGCCUGAGGAUCGAGGGUGGAGGGUGGAGGCCUGAGGAUCGAGGGUGGAGGCCUGAGGGUGGAGGAUCGAGGGUGGAGGCCUGAGGAUCGAGGGUGGAGGGUGGAGGCCUGAGGAUCGAGGGUGGAGGCCUGAGGAUCGAGGGUGGAGGCCUGAGGGUGGAGGAUCGAGGGUGGAGGCCUGAGGAUGGAGGGUGGAGGCCUGAGGAUCGAGGGUGGAGGAUCGAGGGUGGAGGCCUGAGGGUGGAGGAUCGAGGGUGAAGGCCUGAGGGUGGAGGAUCGAUGGUGGAGGCCUGAGGGUGGAGGAUCGAGGGUGGAGGCCUGAGGAUCGAGGGUGGAGGAUCGAGGGUGGAGGAUCGAGGGUGGAGGCCUGAGGGUGGAGGCCUGAGGAUCGAUGGUGGAGGCCUGAGGGUGGAGGAUCGAGGGUGGAGGAUCGAGGGUGGAGGCCUGAGGGUGGAGGCCUGAGGGUGGAGGGUGGAGGCCUGAGGGUGGAGGCCUUCUCCGCUCUGUCCCGUGUGUUCCUGUCCGUUUACACCAGUGAUUCUGUUUCUAAAUCUAUUUUUAAAUAAACACGAUAAUUUAA
Pseudoliparis swirei is the source of this 2503-nucleotide messenger RNA. It is a transcript of the gene cdkn2aip, whose product is annotated as CDKN2A interacting protein. NCBI's taxonomy places the organism in Eukaryota, Metazoa, Chordata, Actinopteri, Perciformes, Liparidae. The record is from RefSeq and is a predicted model, not a curated record. The transcript has 4 exons. Gene Ontology annotation, cellular component: nucleolus; nucleoplasm. The coding region runs from base 51 to 1016 and encodes 321 amino acids.